Molecule: messenger RNA, 1074 nt
Organism: Aureobasidium subglaciale EXF-2481
Lineage: Eukaryota; Fungi; Ascomycota; Dothideomycetes; Dothideales; Saccotheciaceae
Exons: 5
Coding region: 1-1074 (357 amino acids)
Source: RefSeq, a predicted model, not a curated record
AUGGCCAAUACCUCAGCAAGAGACUGCCAGCCCUCAAAUGGCUUUGUUCAUGCCAUGCGCCGUGUCUACCAUCCACUUGGGUUCUCCAAAGGAUAUAAUGCCGUCCUUGCGUUCCUGGCCUUGGGUUAUCUUUUUGGGUUCACUCUCGCGCGUCUACAGUAUCUGUCGUACAACGGUGUUUUCUGCAAUGCGAAUGCAUCCGGCGGUACUGGAGCAGCUCCCGGAGAAUGCUAUUACUACCUGCAGGUACCGUUCAAAGUUGGCAUGAAGCUCCAUCUUUUCACCGUCAUCCCGGCAUCACUACUCGUCGUCCUACAAUUCAUCCCAGUCAUUCGUCACAAGAUCAUUCUGUUCCAUCGAAUGAACGGUUACGCCAUUGUCAUCCUCUCUCUCAUCAGUAACGCCGGUACGAUCAUCAUCACACGGCAUGCGUUUGGCGGCGAGUUUGCCACACAGACUUGGACUGGUGCAAUGGUCAUCCUCACCACGAUUGGGUACAUUAUGGCCUGGGUCAACAUCAAGCUGCUGCAAAUUGAUCAACAUCGAGCUUGGAUGCUGCGAACGUGGGCAUGGUUCUCGACCAUCGUCACCAUCCGUAUCAUCAUGAUUAUCUCAGCUCAAAUCAUCAGCACGAACAGGAACUGGUACACCACUCGUCCGUGCGCCCAGAUCGCAUUCGCACUCGGACAGAACGACACGCUUGCCGCAUACCCACAGUGCGAAGGUUACUUCAACGGCAAUGCACCAAAUCUACCCGUCGUAGUCACUGUCGACUUCUCCAACGACAACUCCAUGGAGCUCUCUGCUGCACUUGCGGUGCCUUUUGGCGCAGCAGGCUGGCUCGCUCUGUUACUGCAUACAAUCGCUAUAGAGGGUUAUCUCCGACUCACGCCCAAAGAAUCCAACAGACUACGUCAAGUAUCAUAUGAGCGUCAACUUGAAAGGGGCAUGUCCAGACCGGGAUAUGCGGGAUUGACUGUUGAGCGCUUCGGCGACGCUGAGCCGUUCCAACCUCAAGCAAAGAUUGAGCAUGAACAUGCGGAGAUGAAGCAGGACAGAGAGGAGCGGUUUUGA